Molecule: messenger RNA, 569 nt
Organism: Ilex paraguariensis (yerba mate)
Lineage: Eukaryota; Viridiplantae; Streptophyta; Magnoliopsida; Aquifoliales; Aquifoliaceae
Source: the annotation of a GenBank genome assembly
UCUCUAACACACACACACACACAAUGUCAACAACCAAGAAAAAGCUCAUUCUUAACACCGUCUCAGUCGACCUGGGCUGCAGGAGCUGUAGAAGGCCAAGACUCUCCACCAUCUUCCACCCAAGACCAAAGCACAAAACACCCACUUACCACAAAACCAACCCUUAUUACUCUUCUUCAGCCUCAUUGGACACCAACACCAGCGCAGCUACCACCUCCUUCUCUCCCAACAACGACACCCCAACACAUUACUCCUAUCCCGAGUCAGACAUAAAGAGCUUGAGAGCCGUUCAAGGCUUCGGAAGGAUAGGAGGUGAGAGUGUGGCAGUGGAGAAAGAGACUGAUGACCCAUAUCUUGAUUUUCGACACUCGAUGCUUCAGAUGAUACUAGAGAAGGAGAUUUAUUCAAAGGACGAUCUUCGAGAGCUUCUCAACUGUUUUCUUCAGCUGAAUUCACCUUCCUACCAUGGAAUCAUUGUUCGAGCUUUCACAGAGAUCUGGAAUGGUGUGUUCUCGGUGAGGUCUGGUCCUCCAAAACUGUUUGUUGGGCACAAGUCAAGUGACUUCUAG